Messenger RNA from Aedes albopictus (Asian tiger mosquito), 486 nucleotides. RefSeq lists its product as uncharacterized. Lineage: Eukaryota; Metazoa; Arthropoda; Insecta; Diptera; Culicidae. Bases 1 to 486 code for a protein of 161 amino acids. The transcript is spliced from 2 exons. The record is from RefSeq and is a predicted model, not a curated record.
AUGAAGGACACCCCGGAGGACCAUCGGACGGAUUACGGACUACUACGGAGCCUCUCUCUGGACAACUCACCAUGGGCCGAACUGUCGCCCGCUAGAGUGGAAGCAUCCACUGUUGGACCCCUGCGUCCCCCCUGUCGGACCCCUGCGUCCCCCGUCGGAUCCCUGCAUCCACCCGUGUCGGACCGCCGCGAGCGCAUCAUCGCCCUGCUGAAUUAUCCACCGCCGGACCAUUGCCGUCCACCGUCGGACCACGAGCGUCCACCCAUGGGACCCCAGCGUCCACUGCAGGCCGCGAGCGUAUCAUCGCCGCCUGUCAAAUCAUCCACCGUCGGACCCCGAGAGUCCUCCUGCAGGCCGCGAGCGUAUCAUCGCCCUGCCAAAUCAAGCACCCGUCGGACCCCUGCGUCCACCAGAAGGAUCACAGCAUCCGCCCGUAGGACCCCCAGCGUCCACCACCCGGCCGAAGUGCCAUUCCCCGGACCGUAG